AAAAUAAAAAAGGUUACGAGGGACAGGACCGACAUGGGAACGAAGUGGGAACACAGACACCACACUGUUCCUACGACUUGUUCAAAUCGCCAAACACAACAAAACGCAUACAACUAGACUACAAGAAGAAGAAGAAGUUAAUUCAUUCCUUGAAAAUAGAAUUAGCGAAUUAGAUCUCAGAAAGAGAGAGAGAGAAUGUCACGGGGGAGAUCUGAUUCGGGGAUUUGGUUAAGGUGGUGUUUGGUUUUGUUUGCAAUGGUAUCAGCUUUAGGAGUGUGCGGUCCUGCUCUUUACUGGAGAUUCAAGAAAGGCAUCACCCUUCGUAACUCUCACUCCAAACUCUCUUGUCCUCCUUGUAUCUGUGAUUGCCCUCCUCCUUUGUCCCUCUUCCAACUCGCUCCUGGGCUGGCCAAUCUCUCUGUCUCAGAUUGUGGAAGUAAUGAUCCUGAACUAAAAGAGGAGAUGGAGAAGCAGUUUGUUGACCUUCUAACUGAGGAGCUAAAGUUACAAGAGUCAGUUUCUGAAGCGCACACGCGGCAUAUGAACAUAACUUUGGCCGAAGCAAAAAGAGUGGGAUCUCAAUACCAAAGAGAAGCUGACAAAUGCGUUGCAGCAACUGAAACGUGCGAGCAGGCAAGAGAGCACGCCGAAGCCAAGCUCACCAAGGAGAGAAAGAUGACUUUGGUUUGGGAGCGACGGGCACGUCAAAUGGGCUGGGAAGGAGAAUAACUAUGUCAUGUUUAUUAUUUAUAUUAUUAAUUAUUUAUAGUCAUAAUUUUCAUUUUAUAUAUAAGCAUACAAGCAAAAUGCUUGAGUUGUCAAAUUAUUCUCCUCCUACUUUGUUUGUGACCGACUGCAUAUAUUCUAGUAUCAACAAUUUUUACCUCACCCAUGAUUAUCAAUGCAUAAUGGGUGCACUAUUGCCACGAUACUAUCCCAUGGGAGCUAAAAACUUAGAUGAAAUAUGAUCGCAAUAUGAUCACGUACCUGAUUAUAUUA
This is a messenger RNA of Cicer arietinum (chickpea), 999 nucleotides long. RefSeq lists its product as uncharacterized. Lineage: Eukaryota; Viridiplantae; Streptophyta; Magnoliopsida; Fabales; Fabaceae. The record is from RefSeq and is a predicted model, not a curated record.